UUCCUUUGUUCUUUCCUACUUUUUAGUCCCUAAGCAUUUUCCUUUGUUACUAGCACGCUUUUAGAGUUGAGUUAAAUAUUUUCCUUUACCUCACUAAUAAUUCAUCACAACAACAACCAAAAGUUGUGUUUUUUGAACAUUCAACGACAAUAUGAUUCAACCGUUAUUCGCACUUGUAUUUUUUGAAGUGGCAGUGGUAUUGAUCCUCGUAUUCCGAACCCCUUUAAGAAAACCUGUUUUGAUGGCAUUGGAUAGAUCAAAACAAGGGAGGGGACCUGUCAUAGUAAAGAGUGCUGGUGGAACCUUAUUUGUGGUUUUAGUCUCAAUCUUGUUCAAUGUCACUAUUAUUCAGAACCGUGCCACGGAAUCUGGCACUGUCAAUCCAACUGAUCAAGUUCUAUUGGCUAAUCACCUCCUAGAAGCGUCACUCUUGGGAUUUUCAUUGUUUCUUGCAUUGGUCAUAGAUAGACUUCACUACUAUAUAAAAGAGCUGCGUCUGCUAAGGAAGACUUUGGAGGCAGAAAAGAAAACAAAACAGAGCCGCGAGGUGGAAAAUGUGACACCAAAAAGUCCGACCAAAAGUACAUAGACAUAUGGAGGCUAUAUAUCUAAGUUUUACCAACUAUAUUUUCUGUUUGUUUGAUCUUUUAGGUCGUCUUUAACACGUAUAUUUGACAUUUCCUGGUGCACGACGAUGUUUUUUUUUUUCCUCCAAUUAUUUUAAAACUCCUUUGUAUUCCUAAAUGUCUGAUGGUGAUUUGUAAUUUGUUUAUUCCAAGAGUAUACUGUUAUUUAACUGCCACUCUUGUUGUCAAACUACCAGGAAAUAGAAAUGGAAAGGAACCAUAAAGUUUCAAUGA
Nicotiana tabacum (common tobacco) is the source of this 860-nucleotide messenger RNA. RefSeq lists its product as uncharacterized. Lineage: Eukaryota; Viridiplantae; Streptophyta; Magnoliopsida; Solanales; Solanaceae. The record is from RefSeq and is a predicted model, not a curated record. Gene Ontology annotation, cellular component: endoplasmic reticulum; endoplasmic reticulum membrane. Gene Ontology annotation, biological process: endoplasmic reticulum to Golgi vesicle-mediated transport; intracellular protein transport.